AAAAAAAAAAAAAAAAAAGAAGAAGCAGUAGUAAUAAAACCUCAUAAAAGACUUCUGCUCGCUUUUAUUGUUAUUAUCCAUCUCAUUUUCUUCUUCUUCUCUCUCUCUCUCUCUUCCCCGUUCUUACCCUCUUUCCAGAUCUCUAUCUUUCAAUGGAGUAGACUUUUAAUUAUUACGAGAAAAAGAAAACACCCCCCCUAAAUAAACCUCUCCCCCAAAUUCCUCGCCGAUCGCGGACAGACUCGACGGCGGAGAUCUGAUCACCUCCCGGCGGCGGUCCGAUCUGGCGUCUCCUCACGGGGAAUCGAGAUAGGAGCUCGGAUCCGGUCCCCGCGCGGUGAUCGUAAGCGAUUUUGGAGAAGCGCUAGCUGGGGGAGGCGAAGCAAAGCGGGGGGGGGAAGAGGAUGUACAAGAACCAGCUGCAGGAGCUAGCUCAACGGAGCUGCUUCAAUCUGCCGUCGUACACGUGUAUAAGGGAGGGGCCUGACCACGCGCCCAGGUUUAAGGCCACCGUUAACUUUAACGGCGAGGUUUUCGAGAGCCCCAGCUUUUGCACGACGCUGAGGCAAGCGGAGCACUCCGCUGCUGAGGUGGCGCUCAACUCCCUUUCUCACCGGGGACCCUCUCACUCCCUCGCUGCUCGGAUCCUGCAGGACGAGACGGGGGUUUAUAAAAACCUCUUGCAGGAAAUAUCUCAGAGAGUGGGAGCCCCACUGCCAUCAUAUACAACUUUCCGAUCAGGACUUGGACACCUACCUGUCUUCACGUGCACGGUGGAACUCGCCGGAAUCACAUUCACUGGCGAACCAGCUAAGAGCAAGAAGCAGGCAGAGAAGAAUGCUGCCAUGGCAGCAUGGUCUUCAUUGAAACAAUUGGCACGCCAAGCUGCAAGCUCAUCAAACGAACCAGAGAACAAUGAUGAACAAGAGCAAAUCACAAUAGCCCGAGCCCUUCUCAACUACCGUCUCAAGGAAAAGAUUGCAAUGGCCAACAACCCCAAUGCAAUCCCAUUCCCAAAGAAGUUCCCCAUACAACCUGAAAAGAGACCAUCAACGUCACUGCAACCUCCCUCACAGGCUGGGUCAAAGAUACUUCCUCUAAUCCGCCCAAAAUCAACCCCGAGAUCGAGACCCACAUCCCCAGCACCUUCCGAAGGUUCAUCAACAGUUCCUUUCAUGCCUCAGAAGUUCCCGGCAGCCGGAGCUCCACCGUACGUGCCGAUCAGGCAACAAUACAGAAUGCCAUACCAUGGCAUGGCCCCACCGGUGACUAUAAGGUCAGCAGUGCCAUGUUUUUCUGCUCCUCCUCUUCCACCACCAUCAGCUGGACAUCAUCUUUCUCCGGCGAUGAGCCCACAGCCAAUAAGAAUGGCAUCACCGGUUCGCAUUAGGCAGGCAGUACCGGUUUUUUCUGCUCCUCCUCCCGGUCCGUCUCCUGCACCAGUGGUGAUUCGUCCAGUACAGACAAAGCAACAAUUAGCACCGGUAAUCUGCGCAAAAGCAGUGAAGCCAAUAAUGCAGGAUGAUGCAGGGGUGAAGGAUGUCAGGCCAACAAUCUCGGAGGUCGGAGAGAAGGAUGUGAAGCUAGUAGUUCCGGAUGUUGCAGAGGUGAAGGAUGUGAAGUUAGCAGUUUCAGAGAGCGCAGAGGUUAAGGAUGUGAAGUUAGCAGUUCCAGGGAUUGCAGAGAUGAUUGCAGAGAUGAAGGACGAGGAGCCAGCAAUUCAGAAUGAUAUUGUAGUAGGUAGAGAAGCAAGUGGCUCCGUAGAAUCUGAUGCGGCAGAACGGCUGAAGCGGCUAGAGAUUUGAUGCUGCUAGCUGAAGAUUUUCAGACUUCCUUCUUUUGCCUUUUCUUUUUUCCCUACCUUAUUUUUUGUUUUCACCUAGCAGUUUAUCAGGCUACAGUUGCACUAGUGUUUUACUAUUAGCUUCAUAGAUGCAAAACUAAACAGUUGGCAAGCAGCACGCAUGAUAUGGGCCUCUUAUGACAUAGCUUGUCGCAGGUUCAGGUGCUCUGGUCAGCGAGGGGAGGUACUGUUUCGCGUGGCAGCUUCCGAAACCUAAUUGUGCAUGCCACCAUCCUACUACAACAACUUCCGUUGAGGGUUUAGAUGGAGUCUCUCUAUAUGCUGUGUUUUACUGCCUAGUGAGUGUUUUGUUGUGCUUCCUUGGAAGAGGAAUGCUGGAAGCUUUUAACCCCUCGGUUGGAAGAGAGAUUGGGCGCUUCUCUUCCUCGGCUGAAACAGAAAUCACCUUGAGCGUCAAUCCAUCGGUUGGAAGAAAUUUUGAAAGCUGAUGCCUGUGGUUGGUUCUCUUCUUUUGUUUCUACAGAUGUAGGUAAUGGCUAGGUUAUGUUCAUGCUGAGAUCCUAUGAUUCUGUGGUUGUCGCUGCAUCCUCUUUGCGUUUUGGUAAAUGAAUACCGAGAUCACAGACACAGAUGUUGUCUAGCA
Molecule: messenger RNA, 2447 nt
Organism: Asparagus officinalis (garden asparagus)
Lineage: Eukaryota; Viridiplantae; Streptophyta; Magnoliopsida; Asparagales; Asparagaceae
Product: double-stranded RNA-binding protein 6
Exons: 3
Coding region: 405-1805 (466 amino acids)
Molecular function (GO): double-stranded RNA binding
Source: RefSeq, a predicted model, not a curated record